AUGCAUGAAUUAGUCUGGGACACUGAUUUAGAAACCAAAGCCGACCAGUGGGCUCAAGCCUGCAAUUUUAAUCAUCCGUCAACUAUAAAAUACGGUCAAAAUCUUAACGCUGUUGAUCCUCCAAUAUCUGCUGAUGAAGCUCUUCAAGGAGCUGUUAGCGAUUGGUGGAAUGAAAAGGACGAAUACCCGGCUAACGUGACCUUCACUUUUGGCAUAAACACUGGGCAUUUUACUCAAGUAAGGUUAAUUAAUAUUCAGUGCUUUUACUUUAAACUUUAAAUACUAAAAAAUACAUUACUUUUUCAAGAUAUAAAUGUUACUGCAGCUUUAUAAAAACAUUAUUUUUAAGGUUGCUUGGGCAGCUACAAGCAAAAUUGGUUGUGCCAUUCAAAACUGUACAAAUGGUCAAGAAUUGUUCGGCGUAGACAAUUGGACUUUCACUGUAUGUGACUAUAUGUCUGCUGGUAACUACUUAAGCCAAGAUAUCUACAAGAGCGGUGAAGCUUGUUCUGCUUGUAACAGUAAAUCGUGCAACGAUGGAUUGUGCAAGGCUUAA
Molecule: messenger RNA, 556 nt
Organism: Bursaphelenchus okinawaensis
Lineage: Eukaryota; Metazoa; Nematoda; Chromadorea; Rhabditida; Aphelenchoididae
Source: the annotation of a GenBank genome assembly